CAACUUCCUUCUUUAUCGACCAUGUCUCCCACCCUAAACGUCACCCAUAUCGGCACCGCAACCGCCAUUCUCGAAAUUAAUGGCAUCAACUUCCUUACAGACCCCUUCUUCUCUCCCGCCGGAACCUCCUUCAACCGGGGUCAUGUAGUCCUCAAAGUCUCCGACGACCCGGCCCUCCGCAUGGACCAACUCCCCACAAUCGACGCCGUGCUGCUUAGCCACGAGGACCACGAAGACAACCUCGACCCGCUUGGCCGCCAGCUCCUUGACGGCCGCCGCGUCUACACCACGCCUGACGGAGCCAAGAACCUCGCUCCUCGCCCAGCAGUCUACGGCAUGAAGCCCUGGACUGAACUCGAGCAUACCAUCGGCGGCAAGAAAUUCAAAAUCAUCGCCACGCCUACCAAGCAUGUCCCAGGGGAUGAAUGCACGGGCUUCAUUGUUACCGGUGAAGACUUCGGCACCGGCCGGGAGGGCCUCCCCAACGCGAUUUACUUCACUGGGGACACGGUGUACAUCGAAGAACUGAAUUCCAUUGCGGAUCGGUACCACGUGCGUGUGGCUGUGAUGAAUCUGGGGAAUGCGCAUGUUCCAACCACCAUGGAGCCUGAGAGUCCGCUUAUGCAAAUUACGAUGGGUGGGAAGGACGGGGCGAAGCUGUUCCGGGCUUUGAAGGCUGAUGUGCUUGUUCCAAUGCAUUAUGAGUCUUGGGGCCAUUUUACGCAGUUUGGGGAGGGGUUGAAGCAGGCGUUUGAGGAGGAGGGGAUUAGUGACAAGGACAGGUCAAUGAGUACUACUACUGCUCCUGCUGCUGCCACUGAAGUGGUGAGACCAGAGGGUGACACUUGA
This is a messenger RNA of Aspergillus ruber CBS 135680, 849 nucleotides long. RefSeq names its product MBL fold metallo-hydrolase. NCBI's taxonomy places the organism in Eukaryota, Fungi, Ascomycota, Eurotiomycetes, Eurotiales, Aspergillaceae. The record is from RefSeq and is a predicted model, not a curated record. The transcript has 2 exons. The coding region runs from base 22 to 849 and encodes 275 amino acids.